AUGGUCAGAGGACAUCUGUAUAGAUACGAGGCCGUCUUGUUGAGAGACAGAUUCGAUCAGAACAAGAAUGAAUGCGACAUGGUGAAGGCCAAGCAGAUGUUGGAAGAUGGUGAAAAAGAACUCUUCGAAAAUUUGCACCCCCAGCCAUUCAAAUUUCCAAACUCUCCUGGUGGGAUAGCAUUUGAAAGGGAGGUUUACUACCCAGAUUGGAUGCUAGACAUGUGGCAUCCAUUGGAAAGACUCCAAUAUCCGGAAUAUUUCAAAAAGCGCGAACAGAGGAAAUUAGAAUACAUAGAUAGGUGGGAGAAAAAGUAUGGAAAGGCGGAGAUGAAUGACGGCCACUAA
Helobdella robusta is the source of this 345-nucleotide messenger RNA. RefSeq lists its product as hypothetical. The transcript has 4 exons. The coding region runs from base 1 to 345 and encodes 114 amino acids. The record is from RefSeq and is a predicted model, not a curated record. Gene Ontology annotation, biological process: mitochondrial electron transport, NADH to ubiquinone. NCBI's taxonomy places the organism in Eukaryota, Metazoa, Annelida, Clitellata, Rhynchobdellida, Glossiphoniidae.